This is a messenger RNA of Schistocerca gregaria, 4959 nucleotides long. RefSeq names its product LIM domain only protein 3-like. Gene Ontology annotation, cellular component: nucleus. The record is from RefSeq and is a predicted model, not a curated record. Bases 423 to 1271 code for a protein of 282 amino acids. Lineage: Eukaryota; Metazoa; Arthropoda; Insecta; Orthoptera; Acrididae. The transcript has 9 exons. Gene Ontology annotation, biological process: positive regulation of transcription by RNA polymerase II. Gene Ontology annotation, molecular function: DNA-binding transcription factor binding; transcription coactivator activity.
CAGACGCCGGCGUGGCUGGUUGCGUGUGCGGUUAGCGUGCAGGGGCGCGUCGGGGAAGCGUGCGGAGUCGCGUGGCGUGGCGUGGCGUGACGUAAGCUGUGACCACCGCGACUGCAGGCGUCGCGUCUUCUGCCGCCCACCUCACGGACUCAGCCCGACCGCCUCACUCGGCGCAGUGCACGGGUGCGGCCAGCCGAGCGACGUCGCUACCGCGGCUGCGGCGAGCAUCGGCCAGCGCGCCCGGGCUCUGCCUGCCACACGCCCGCCGACACGAGGAAGCCUCCGCCGUGACGGGGUCCCGGCCGCUGCUGGCGCUGCCGCAUGCGUCGCCCGCUCUGGCCGAGUCUGAUGGCCGCGGCCGGGCGCAGCAGGCAGCGGCAGCUGGCCGCCUCGGCAGACAUCCGGCUCCCCCUCUGAGAGACAUGCACGCCACCGACAAUGGCACAGAGCCCGGGGCGCUGGAGCAGCAACAGCAGCAGCAGCAGCAGGCGGCGGCCGGGGGCGGAACGGGGGCGGCGGGCGCAGUGGCCGGCGUGGCAGUUGGCGUGGGGACGGCUGGCCGGCCGGUGGCGGCGGCGGGUGCGGCGGGGGCGGCGGGGGCGGCGGUGGCCAGCGCGGGGGCCGGCGCGCCGCCCAGGGAGUGCGCCGGCUGCGGAAAGCGCAUCACCGAGCGCUACCUGCUCAAGGCGCUGGACCUUUUCUGGCACGAGGACUGCCUCAAGUGCGGUUGCUGCGACUGCAGGCUGGGAGAAGUGGGCUCCACGCUCUACACCAAGGCCAACCUCAUCCUCUGCAAGAGGGACUACCUGAGGCUCUUUGGCACGACGGGUUCGUGCGCUGCCUGCAACAAGGUGAUUCCAGCCUUUGAGAUGGUGAUGCGUGCCCGCAGCAAUGUCUACCACCUGGAGUGCUUUGCCUGCCAGCAGUGCAACCACAGGUUUUGUGUUGGAGACCGUUUCUACCUGUGUGAUAACAAGAUCCUGUGUGAGUACGACUACGAGGAACGCCUCGUGUUUGCAAACAUGGUGUACAACCCCAGCAGUCUGGCGCACAUACGAAGGCAAGUCAGUAAUUUGCAGCCAGCAGGAGACAAUUUAACCAUCAACUACGAGAACCAUGUUGUACACCUCCAUCAUGCACAACCAACAGGACAGCCACACUCGUACAGUGAUAAAGUGUCCAUCCCCAAUACCAACCAACAUGGUCGUGAUGAUGGCUCUAGUGGUUAUGGCAGCCCAGACUCUGAAACAUUUGACACCCAGUGCAACUGAUUUGGACCUAUUUGUUCAGCUACAUCAAGGUAGUAGCAGUCUAUGUGACUCAUUGUAAACAAACACUGAAAGACUGCUUAUUUAAUUUUUUGAAGGAAAAAGCAGAAUAUGGAAGUGAAUGCCCAAAGUGCAGUGAAAUGCCAUAUAAGUAACAGUUUAUAACAGAGGAAUGACUUUUGUAUACUGUGGACUCAAACUGUUGCAACCAGUGAGUGACAAAGUGUGUGAUAUUAUCAGAUGUGAAAUGUAUUUAGCUUUUCUUAGAAUUACAAAAUUUACCAAUAUAUAAACUCGAGAAGAAUCUGAAAAGAUUUCAAGCCUCACCUUGUUAUACUCAAACAUUUUCCUGUAAAAUAAGUUAUUAGAAAGAAAUCAUUUGCAAAAUAUAAUUGUAAAUGACAAAAAUGCAAUAUACAUCAGAAACUGUAAUACACAAAGCUAAAGAGACUGUAAAGAUAUUUUUACACAUAGUUUGUGAAUCUGUGCUAGUCGAUUCGCCAAAUAUGAAACUUUGUUUCACGUAUCCUUAUUAAUGAAGUAUACGAAAUUAAGAAAGAAUAUAAUGGAGAUCAGUAUCCUCAUGUAUACCAUGUAGUGGCCAGUGACAAAAUAAUGAAAAAUUUACUCAGACAUGUACAGUAUAAUUCAGAGACAUAAUAAAAUAUUUCAAUCAACUGUGUAAUUAAAUACAAUGUGCUCAAGGAAUCUGUGCAAAAUUUGGAAGUAUUGUCACUCUGUACUUUUUAAAUGUCAAUGUUCCAGUAGGAGAAAGCUCAAACAAGUGAACUACAGUGAUAUUAUAUUACACAUAAUGAAAUAUAAGGCCAUGACUUCACUAUUGCCCUAAUUAUGCUCCAACAUGGCAUGUUUAGUCCAAGAGACUCCAAUGACUGGGCAAGAAUCUUUUGUUAUUGUUAAAAAUCUGGGGAAAAUUAUAAAACUUUUCAGUUGUGAGUGAAGGUUGACAGGAAUAUGAAUGGUUUAGUACAUGAAGAAAUAAUUGUGGAAACUCAAUAAAAUAUUUUCUUCAGGCUUUUCUCAUUUUGUUUACUUGCGUUAAUAUGGAGUAGAAAAGCUGUCAGACGAUGUUUGCAAAUAGGAAGCUAAGAUGAAGUCUUUGCAUUCAAUGAAUUUUAUCAGAGUCUUGAACUAAAACAAGUGUAAAUGUAAUAAACAGGCAUCUUGUAACAUUCAUUAAGAGUAUGGAAAAUACAAUGGUAACAAUAAUCAAUAACAAGUCCCAGAAUGAUAAGGGACUUUUCUAUAAGAACUACAGCAGCAGUAAAAAUGGAAUCGCAGGGAAAACUGAUUCACCGUAGGUUCAAAACAAAAGUUCACAAAUAAUACAAUUGCCAGCAAAGCCAGUCUAAAAUACCUAUUGAAAAUUUAACACUAUGGCUUUCUGAUUGUCAAAACAGAGACUAUAAUAUGAUCUUUGUCCUAUAAAAUUUUGUUUUUAGAAGGUUCCCAUAACCUUGUCCCCUCCCUCAGCUAUCCCCACUCCUCCACACUGACUCAAGGCUUAAUGAACAAGUAAGUAAUAUAAAAAGGAAGGUAGAGUUUAGAAUCUUGAAAUAAAAUUGCAAUUAUAGCACCAGACAAAUAACAAACUAAUUCCGAAUAGUUCUCCUCGGAAGAGCCAUAAAGAUCACACUUUCCUGUGGAAGCGGGAUUGUUCAUGUAAAGGUGAGGUUGGAAUUUAAUCAGAAGCAGAUUUAUGGGCGCUAAGCCAGCCAUUGCAAACCUAAGAACCAUAGUAACCUACUCACAAGUAGUGUGGCAACUAAGACCCAUGCCUUCAGCGCUAACCAAUGUGUAUUUCAACAGACCAUGGUUCCUAAUUAGUAAUCACUGGUGUUGCCACUGAGCAUAAUCAGUCAAUAAUAAUGUGCAUGAUUAUAGAAAUGGGUGAAAAAUUAUGUUCUGACUAAUGGAUGCAAAUUAAUUGCUGUCUGCUUUGUGAAUGAUGGAUCUCACAUAAUAUGUUUGUUUUUCUGUAACUGUCUGUGGUUACAAACUGGAUACAAUAGGCACAUUAUUCUAAAGUGGUUUAUGCAAAAGGAUGCUUUCAGGAAUUACAUGCAUAAAUAAGUAAUGUGUGAUCCCUAUGCUUUUUCAUGAGGAUGUGGUUUUGAAUAAGUGUACCAUUCAGAACAAGUUGGAUGACAUUCAUCUUCUGGCUGCACUGUUUCUAUACACUGUGCACUAAAUUAGCACAAGGUUACAGUUUAUCACUGUCAAGCCUACUGGGCCAUGAAUAUUUACAAUAAUAGCCAUUUACUGUUUCGUAGAGGCAUCUAUAUAGCUUUAAUAUACCUUGCAACAUGGUUCUGAAUUUUUAUAUUCACUUAGGUCUGUUAUUUAUGAGCGCUGGUAGGUGACAUCAAAAGGCCAACUUGGCAAUGAAUUCCUUUUUUUGUUUUCCAGAAAUGUUUUGAUGGGAUUGGGUACAAAAUAGAGCAACCUGUCAUCUGCAAGACAAAGCACACCAAUAAACCAGCGGUUCAUCAAUAUUCUUGUUAGUAGAGUCUCUUCUGUCCACAGAGAAGAUAUGUUUGUCUGUUUUUAUUUUCAUGCAAUCUUAAAGAAUAGAUAACUCCAUUGAAUUUUACAUAUUAAGAAAAUAAUCUCAGACUUUCAUGCCUGGUUUCAGAUGGAAAGUUUCUAGUUAUGUAUGAGUGUACUAUGUCUUUCUUUUCUUCUUCAUUAAUUUGCUAGGAUAUGACCUUGCUUCGAAACAACAAAAUAAUGAUCCUAUCUGCUUAUUGUGGUGGGGUAUAAUAUAAGUGGAAAUUAAGAUAAUGAUCCAAAUCUACUUACUGUGAUGGGUAUGAAACAAGAGGAAAUUGCUUGUGAAUUGAACGUAUAAUCAUUCAGUUAUGCCUCUUCAACAAAUGUAACAGAAUUCAUAUGAUUAUGGUCUAACUUCUACUGUCAAGUUACAGUUUCAAGGGCGCAUAGCCUUUACGAUAGUUAAUUUUCUUUGGAACUACAAUGAAUCACAUUUUUUCUCUCAUUAACAUGUGGAAUAUAGUGACACUCACUUGCUAGUCCAUCGAAAAGAAGAAAUGUUUCACAACUUACAUAAUUUGAUUGAAUUAUUUUCUUGUCAUGUCUUUUUUAAUGAAUUGAGGAAGAUAUCUUGCUGAUUACUAAAACAAAUAUUUGCAUGGAUGUAAAACAGUUUGUGAAAAUUAAUUUUGUUGACAACUGGAAUUUAUGUAUGCAAAAGGAGAUGCCAAAGAGCUUUAGGCCUUCUUUCAGUACUUAAACUGGAACUUACAUCAACUGGAAAAAGCAGAGUUUGAUGUGAAACUGACUACAUGUACAAAAAUUUUAUACUGUGUAAAUUUCAAAGCUGUAAGACUCCUAAUCUUGAAGUGUCAGUGUGUUGUAAACAUUGUAUUUGUUAAUAUCAAUUUUGCAUUUUAAUUGAACAUUUAUUAACCUCUCGGUCAGUUUCAGUGACUGCUGCUUUUUUUAUCCUCACUUUCUGUGAUUGUAUAGCUUAAGUCUGUUAUACUUUUCACAAAAUUUAAAUAUGUUUAUACAAUAAAGUGGAGCUAAGUGCACUUUCCUUUCUUCCAUUUAUUUUGGGAAAACACACUCUGUAAGUUUUUCUGAAAAUUAAAUGUAAAUAUGUUACCAUGAACAAAGAUGAAAUAAAUGUUGUCUUUUGUUACACAAA